AUGGAGAUUCUUCAAAAGUUUGAAAGUGAUUCGAGGCAACAAGUCAAUGUGGCGAAAUCCUCUGUAUUUUUUAGUUCAACAGAGAUUAGAAAGAGAAUAUAUGUCUGUCAGGCACUUGGUAUGCAGGAAGCAAAUGCUCAGAUUACAUAUUUAGGAUUGCCCAACACGAUUGGAAGAAAUAAAGGGGUAAUCCUUGGCUUUUUGAAGGAGAGGAGAAGAAAGAGAGUUCAGAGCUGGGAUGGGAAGUUGUUAUCUUGGGCGGGUAAGGAGAUUCUUAUUAAAACAGUAGUACAAUCCCUUCCAAGCUAUGCUACGAUUGUUUUCUUGUUACCUCCGGAAGUAUGUAGAGAUAUGGAAAAAAGUUAUGAGUAA
Molecule: messenger RNA, 372 nt
Organism: Humulus lupulus (European hop)
Lineage: Eukaryota; Viridiplantae; Streptophyta; Magnoliopsida; Rosales; Cannabaceae
Exons: 1
Coding region: 1-372 (123 amino acids)
Source: RefSeq, a predicted model, not a curated record